AUGGCAGAGGCUGGCGAGGUCCAGCCAGGCUUUGAGGGGGUCUUCAGCAUUUUAUCUGGGAUCCCAGAAGAGAGACUCGUUAGCCUCAAACAUAAGCUGAAGCACACGAGACCCUGCCCGAGCAGCUGUAAGCUGUUGCAAGCCAUGGUCCUGCUGACUUUGGGACGAGAGUCAGAGGCAAGGAUAUGCCUGGAUGCUUUGGGUGAUGAUGAAGGAGCCCUCUGUAUCUGGAGGAGCAAAUGGGGUACUGCAGGCAGCGAGAACCCGCUGACUCCCCAGCAAGAGGCAGGUGCCCUCCUGGCCCUGGCACGGAUCUACUCGCUGCUGGUAGAGGAAAAUCUGUGCACUCACCUGGCCAGGGACAAUGCCUACAAGGCUGCCAUUGUGGCCUUCAGAGCCAGCGAGGAUCCUCGGAGAGACAGACUGAGCAGCAUCUUGGCCGAGGCUCAGGAAAAGUGCGCGAUUGACUUCAGCCCCACAGAGACGGGUAAUGAAUUUAAGACACUGAGAUCUGACCCUGGGCAUUUCCCGACUGCCAGCCCGGCUCCAGUGGUGAGGAGCCCCCCAGUGCAGAUCGGGAGCCGAUCGGUUCUCUCGGGGCCACAGACUUUGCGUUCCUCUGGCAGCCCAGCCUCCUUCAUCAGCCACUUUGAGAUCAGCCAGUCCCCCACGAUGGAGUUUCACACCUGCUCAGCUCACCGUAACCAUGUCCCGCAGCCCAGCAAGCUUUGUGGGGGUGCCGCGAACUGCACCAUGCAGCCUGGCGGAGGGAGAGUCAGCCACGGCCCACGGGACGCCGGCCGGUUCAGCAGCUCCUCUGCACCCCCCCUGCAAAGCCGAGUAAGAAGCCACCCAUCUGAGAAUCCCCAGGCCGGUAGCGUUGUUCCCCCAUCUCUUCCAGUUCCCGAAACCCCACUUCCGCAUCCGAGUGCUGUGCACGGUCCCGUGGAAUGCACUGACCCUCCCACCAUGGUGACAGCAGAACUGCAGGAACGCGUAGUCCAAAAGCCAGAACAAGAGUCACCUACUGAGCUCCCUAGCUUGUGUACCCCAGGGCCAGCCUCUGGUUCCAUCCGAAUGCCAGUAGAAGAUUCCUGUGUCCUAACAGAGAAAGCAGAGACGGCAUCCUUCUCCUCUUCAGGGGGCCUCCCUCCUCCCCAGGCAGCAGCCGCCCCCACACCAGAGCUGGACUGUGGUGAGAAAAGGUUCUUCAGUUUCGUUGUCCUGCACGCCAGCGAAGAUGUGGCCAUUGCCUGCCGGGUGAAGGAGAUGCUGGAGAGCAUGGGGGUGCCCGACGGUGCCACAUUCUGCGAGGAGUUCCUCAUCCCUGGGCAAUGCCAGCUGACUUGCUUCCAGGAUGCCAUAGACAACUCUGCCUUCACCCUCCUGCUACUGACCCAGAACUUCCAGUCCCACUUCUACAUGCACCAGAUGAACACGGCCCUGAUGGAUUCCCUCCAGCGGCUGCCCAAGUACAAUUCGGUCAUCCCUUUCUUGCCCAAGGAGAACCCCUCAAAGUGUCCGAUCCCCACCGUGCUGGCGGGGUUGGUGCCUCUGGAUGAGAACUCCCCGGUGUUCUCCAAGACGGUGAAGAACACCUUCCGCCUCAAGAGAAUCAAUGAGCAGAAGGCGAUGUGGAGCCAGUUACAGCACCUCCAGGAGCAGCUCAGGAAACAGCAGCAAUACCAGGCACACCUCCAGAUGCUGCAACAGAACUUAGUUGGUCUGAACUUGGGGUCCCAGCCUGGCUACCCACCCCAAAUGCCUUUGCCAGGACUGUUGCCGUAUCCUGCAGGAAUUCAGCAACUUCUGCAGCAGCUUGUGUCUAGUCUCCAACUCCAGACAUCUUCUCUUCCAAUGUUUGCCCCUCCUGCCACGUACCAGCCUCACCCAGCUAGUCAGUUCAUGCCCACCCUGUCGGCUCCCUCCCCUUCCCAGCACUUCAUCCUCCCGCCCAGCCACCAAAACACGAUGCAGGGGUCAGGAGGCCCCCAUCCCCUCAUCAUUCAGAAUGCUCAAAUGGUGCAGAUUGGAGACCACAAUCAGAUGCAGGUGGAGAGGACUAGGCUGGUGGCUGAGAGCUCUGAUGAAGAGACCAGCGAGAGUCACUGA
This is a messenger RNA of Emys orbicularis (European pond turtle), 2112 nucleotides long. It is a transcript of the gene TICAM1, whose product is annotated as TIR domain containing adaptor molecule 1. The record is from RefSeq and is a predicted model, not a curated record. The transcript has a single exon. Lineage: Eukaryota; Metazoa; Chordata; Testudines; Emydidae. Bases 1 to 2112 code for a protein of 703 amino acids. Gene Ontology annotation, molecular function: protein kinase binding. Gene Ontology annotation, biological process: lipopolysaccharide-mediated signaling pathway; positive regulation of cytokine production involved in inflammatory response; positive regulation of canonical NF-kappaB signal transduction.